Anopheles maculipalpis is the source of this 414-nucleotide messenger RNA. RefSeq lists its product as uncharacterized. NCBI's taxonomy places the organism in Eukaryota, Metazoa, Arthropoda, Insecta, Diptera, Culicidae. Bases 1 to 390 code for a protein of 129 amino acids. The transcript has 3 exons. The record is from RefSeq and is a predicted model, not a curated record.
AUGAAAGUCAUGCUGAGUGUUCUGUUGUGCACGCUACUGAUGGUGUUAACCGGAAGCAGUCCAUUGUUUGCACGAAAAAUGUCCGGCAGGAGAAACCCUUGGACGGAUGUCACCUAUCGGGAGCGACUGCAAAGUUGGGGCCUUUAUCCAAAGGUGUUUCGUUACGGCACAACCAACCAUCAUGCUGCCAUUAUGGAGCGUAAACGAGCAGAGCUAAGCUGGUUAAAGCGAUUAGUUCGGGAAAAUGAAGAAAUUAUAGGCAGACAACGGCAUGCAAACAUGGCGUCAUAUGAAAGCAAUGAACGCGAUCGUCAGUACGAGAAAUUUAAGGAAAAACAUUUUCAGAAGAUGGAACAGGAUGCACUGGAAGUUUUGUGGCAGCAUCGUUAGCUGUUACAUGUAAAGAGAUGAGAU